AUGAGAAACUCUCAAAUCAAGGAAGCCAAGAAUAAGCUAGAUGGUAAGCAGCUCAAUUCUUCACAGCGCACUCUGGAUGAAGUAUUGGAUAAAGGGCAGGCAUUAAAUGCUGAAGAAAUCCUUGAAGUACUUGAUUCUGUUGAAGACAGUGCAGAAAUCAGCAAAGAAAGUGAAGUCAGCAAAGUAGUAAGUGAUGUUGAGGAAAAGAAAAAUGUAGCUCCAGCAGAGUCUUUUUUGUAGAUUUGACCGGUAGGUUAGACGAAUCGAUGUACUAUAACUAUUUAAAACAGGUAAAUACUAACUUGAGUGAAGGAACUAAAGUUUCAGAUGAUGGUAUUUACGUAUCAAAGUUGAGGAAUAUGUGUCUGGAAGAUUUUAUUUUGUGCAGGUCUGCCCUGUGUUCUCAGCGGCACUUGAAUAAAUGUAGAGAGUGCCCACAAUUAAUCAACGCUGCGAAGGAAAUCAUUGUUUCUGGAGUCUGCGAAAUCUCAAAACUUUACCGGAAACAUUUUUCGUCAACCUACCAGUCAUCCAAUGCUACACAACGUUUCAUGCAGUUACCUGUAGUCGUCUUUAAACUGUGCCAGAAGCCUGGCAUGCAGAAGUUGUAUGUCAUUGAAAAGAAUGACGGGAUUGACUAUCAGACACUGGCUAGUCUUGUUCACAAGUUUUCUUUGCAAACCUAAUUAGAUAAGACUGGAAUCGCAAAGGAAACUCUUCGUGACCUUUGCAGUUUAGCAUCGACUGAAAGCGACCGAAAGUUAAUAAAAUUUGCUGUUUGUGAGGCAAGUAGAUAUUCAAACACAAAAGCUAAGCAGCAUCUUAGAAUACAGCAACUCGCAAGUUUGAAGAACAACGUUCAAAGUGCUCUAGAACAAGCUACAGCCAUAAGAAGGGAGGUAACUGACCUUGCUACUGCUAGGGAAAUGUCAGCGUUACGGUGCCUUGGAUUGUAUGAUUGUAUGAGUGGAAGUGAGAGUGACUGUGAAAGUACAGCAUCAACAAAUCAGAACGAUUCUCAAAUUGAAUGGCUCAGUGAGGAUAGUGACGAUGAGUCUGACACAGCACCAGUGCAUAACCACGUGGACCCAGAUGAUGGUUUAAAUAAACAACCAAAAGACCUUCCUCCUACAAGUGAACAUUUGUUACUUAUGUUAUGA
Paramuricea clavata is the source of this 1160-nucleotide messenger RNA. NCBI's taxonomy places the organism in Eukaryota, Metazoa, Cnidaria, Anthozoa, Malacalcyonacea, Plexauridae. The record is from the annotation of a GenBank genome assembly.